Molecule: messenger RNA, 856 nt
Organism: Ostrinia furnacalis (Asian corn borer)
Lineage: Eukaryota; Metazoa; Arthropoda; Insecta; Lepidoptera; Crambidae
Gene: Pa1
Product: PTIP binding protein Pa1
Exons: 1
Coding region: 125-565 (146 amino acids)
Biological process (GO): positive regulation of intracellular estrogen receptor signaling pathway; positive regulation of cell cycle G1/S phase transition
Cellular component (GO): MLL3/4 complex
Molecular function (GO): nuclear estrogen receptor binding
Source: RefSeq, a predicted model, not a curated record
UGUGACAUUUCAUUUACUCAAUCGUUAAAAUAAUAAAAAAUUGCUUGUUGUUGAUGUUGUGUUUGUGGUGGAAUAACCUUAAAAAAUUCUUAAAAAUUGCUCAAGACUGGUAGUCUCAAUAAAUAUGUGUUCUUCAGAACAUGGUGACGAUUGGGAUCUACCGUGCUCCGAUGACGAGCUUUCCAAAUCUGGAGUUUUUAUUGGCAAAAGUUGGAUGCCCGACCCGAAUGAAUUGGAAGAGCUUUACAAAAACAUCGACAAAAGCGGGACUCUGAAUCUUGAAUGGAAGUGUCCAGGGAGAAGGGCUCCUUCUCCCGUCCCUGUAAGCAAAGAAAACCAACCAGAAAUGCCGGUGUCUCCAAUUAGAGAAGAAAAAUCAGACUUCGAUUUCAUGGAUGAAGUAAGCUCUUUGCGCUUGCGGGUGCGGAGGGACGGGGAAGACACACUACGAGGGUCAGCUAAGAAGAAGACUACGUCAUUUGAUGGUAUCCUAUCGAACAUGAUCAGACAUAAACGCAUUGAACAAAUGGAGAAGCAAGCUAACACUCCCUCAAGUACUUCCUGAUGUUUUUUGAUUAUUCGAUCAGAUCCAUUUGAGGAUGCCUCGUAAAAACUGCCUUGCUAAUGCGUUUAGCAAGUGAUGUGCAUUUGGACUCAAAAUUGAAGUUAAUCUUUGAUGAGUUUCUGAAUUAGUGAGUGAUGCUGAAUCACACAUAAAUAUUGAAUACUUAAAAUUGGAUAAAUAUGUUAAAAUUAAGUAAUAAGUACAGCUUGUAAAUAGGGUUGAAUUAAAUGUUGAGAUAUGUAGGUACUCCAACAUUGAGAAGACAGUAAAAUAACAAUUUCAUAAAAUGUA